UUGACAUUCGAUGGCCUCCUCAGAGCACUUGUCUGGACCGACUCCGAGCGCUCCAGACCUGUCUACGAAGAAAGCAUUGAUACUCAAACCAGAGCACCAGCUGAUACCCGUCGCCUCAUCUUCCAAAGUCUCGCGACAACUUUUGACGGCAAGAAAUUGCCCUUUGAUGCGGAAUUCGCGAGGGUGCAGGGCGUUUGAUUACACUAGCGUAUUGAAUGGGGACAGUUGGAAGGUAUAUGCCAGGACGAAUUAUGACAAGGAUGGUGAUGAGAUAUUCCAUGAUUUGCUUGAUGUGUUAUAUGUCGUUUCUCAAUACCCACAGGUAGGGCGGGGUGGCGUUCCGCGAGAUGGGUUCCGGGAGUUUGCUAAGGAAUUUCGUUGAGAGCAGCCGGAGCAUCUUCACAAUUUGAGUAUCCCGCAGGAUGAAUUUCAGGCUUUGGUGAAGAUGCUUUUGAUUACACAGUUUGGGAAACCGGUUGCUCAGAUCGAGCAAGAUGCCAAUCUGGAUCGUGUUGCAGAUUGUGUCGUUAGAGCGUUUGCUCAGGUUCCGGGUAUGGGUAUUACCUGGGAGAUGUUUAAUCAGGCCAUCAAUAAGACGCCGGAGUUUUUCAGAGGCUAUCACCGCCUCCUAUUCUCUCUUUACAAGCCGUAUGACGAGAACGACACCAAGACCCCUCUAACGCCACCCAAGCUAGGCAGCAUAGCCACACUGCCUGUUUUCUCUCAACUGGGAAUGAUUCUCAUUGAAACGCUGAGCAUUCCCGGCCUUCAGCUACACAAGCACUAUGAUCUUGAUGAGAAUAUGUCAACAACAAACGUUGCUGCUCUUGCGGAACAAAUUACCACAAUCCCAGCUGAAGAAGCUGCCAUCAUCCUCCUUAUCUCUGGUUACCUUACACAGACGAACGAAGGGGUGGUUUUCGGAUAUCACCUCCCAUGGUAUGACUCCCCUGAUAAAGAAGGAAGGAAUCACUGUCUCCUGUUCCAACUAAGCCCCGUCCACGAUAUGUUUAGAGGUUAUAAUGCCGAGCGGCCAGGGUUUAAGGUCGAAAAGAACGGGAGCCUUAUUUUCGGAGAGAAAGGGAAUGGAGUGGCUUUGGUGUUUGAGAGGAAACUUAAGCGGAUGACAGUCCUUCACAGUGUCCCUUCUGGGAAUGAAAUUUAUGGUGCGACGUCUUGGAGGGGAGAUUGGGAGAUGGAUGUACAGGUGGAGGAGAUUGAGAUGUGGCUUGAGGUGUGAUGUAGAUAAAGGCUUCAGAAUAUAUAUUCAGUCGUGCUGCGUAUUUGCGGCUACCAUCUCGUGGAUUGUGUCAGUCAUGAAAACAUGCACUGCAGGUAUUGUUGUGGUCAAGAGCCGAAUUCAUUCUGGCUGAUGCAAUUCAACAUUGUCACUGUCUUGGAG
Aspergillus ruber CBS 135680 is the source of this 1402-nucleotide messenger RNA. RefSeq lists its product as uncharacterized. The record is from RefSeq and is a predicted model, not a curated record. The transcript has 2 exons. Bases 446 to 1240 code for a protein of 264 amino acids. Lineage: Eukaryota; Fungi; Ascomycota; Eurotiomycetes; Eurotiales; Aspergillaceae.